GUUUUAUUCUACGUGCAGCAAAGUGUAGCAAGUGCGGAUAAAAAGAACAGAUCUUGAAUCAUAUGAUUCCGAGACGCGGACGACUGGGCUCCAUUCAAGUUGCCGGAUCGCAUAAUUGGAAUCGAUCGGAGCAAAUGUGAUCAAGUCAUCAGAGAAAUAAAUAAAAAAUCGUUCAGACUCACAUGACCAUAUUCGCCACGAUGAUCGACCGUGUUAGCCGCCUUGUGCUACGAACGUACGAACGAGGUAGGAGGAUCUGCGGCCACCACCGGUGCACAAUCAGACACAUCAGCUCCAGUCAGGUCGGCAACAAGACCCUGGAACGCCUGAGCGACAGGAGCGUGCUGCGCGUGAGCGGCAGCGAUGUCUCCGUCUUCUUCCAGGGACUGAUCACGAACGACAUGAAGCACCUCGACGAUGGGGCGCCUAACAUCUAUACUCUGUUCUUGAACAUCCGGGGCCGAGUGAUGUGCGACGCCAUCGUGUACAAGGGCGAGGAGAGCAACGUGUACUAUGUGGAGUGCGAUUCACAGAUCAUCGAUUCCCUGCAGAGGCAUCUGAAAAUGUAUCGCGUGAGGCGAAAGAUAGAUAUAGAACACGCGGGAGACAGGCUCAACGUCUGGUCGAUGUUCGGUUUCACCAAACAUUCGGUCAAUGAAGUCGCAGCGAGCGAGACGCGAGGGAAGAACCUGGAGGGAAUGAUAUUUCCGUGCGGCAUGUUGAACAGCAAAGCCAGCAAGUUUGUCGACAACAUUAUGAUAUACGAGGACCCUCGAUUACCCGAUCUAGGUUUCCGAAUUCUUGCCGAGUCGCGAAUCAGCGAGCAGGAGAUAAUCAAGCAUCUGGAUGUCACAGAUGUGUCGCCGUCGGAGAGUCUUGGAGAUUACAGGGCCUUUCGGUAUAAGCUGGGAGUAGGAGAGGGCACGCAUGACCUACCGCCUGGGAAAGCAUUACCGUUGGAGAUCAAUUGCGAUUACCUGCACGGCGUCAGUUUUCACAAGGGUUGCUACAUCGGUCAAGAAUUGACCGCACGCACGUAUCACACAGGUGUGGUCAGGAAGCGCCUGAUGCCCCUGUUAUUUGACAAUGUCGUAGACAAGCCGCUUGCAUACGACGAAAAAAUUCUCAACGAAUCCGGCAAUACGGUAGGAAAGUUCCGAGGAUACGUCGAUAGAUACGGAUUAGGCUUGAUGCGUAUCAACGAGUCCCUUAGCGCUCGACAACUCAAUGUAUCCGGUAUAAAUGUAAGGGUGAUAAAGCCUACGUGGUGGCCUCAAGAGUCACAGAAUGAAAUGAUUUUCGCCAAAGAUACAAAAUAGCAUCGGAAAUGUUCUUACAAGCAAAUGUAACGAUCUGUUAGAGAAUACAUGCGCACAUAUAAAAUAAAUUUCUACAACAAAUGUUUAACAAA
This is a messenger RNA of Monomorium pharaonis (pharaoh ant), 1411 nucleotides long. Its product is annotated as putative transferase CAF17 homolog, mitochondrial. The record is from RefSeq and is a predicted model, not a curated record. Lineage: Eukaryota; Metazoa; Arthropoda; Insecta; Hymenoptera; Formicidae. The transcript is spliced from 2 exons. The coding region runs from base 183 to 1319 and encodes 378 amino acids. Gene Ontology annotation, molecular function: protein binding. Gene Ontology annotation, cellular component: mitochondrial matrix.